This is a messenger RNA of Stylophora pistillata, 2219 nucleotides long. RefSeq names its product cation channel sperm-associated protein 4-like. Gene Ontology annotation, cellular component: acrosomal vesicle; sperm principal piece; membrane. Lineage: Eukaryota; Metazoa; Cnidaria; Anthozoa; Scleractinia; Pocilloporidae. The record is from RefSeq and is a predicted model, not a curated record. Gene Ontology annotation, biological process: flagellated sperm motility; transmembrane transport; sperm capacitation. Gene Ontology annotation, molecular function: calcium-activated cation channel activity; voltage-gated calcium channel activity.
UGUGGUAAAACAAUGCCCUAACUUUGGUUCCUGCCGGUAAAAUUUUGCCUCUAACAUAUUUCUAUUUCUUUUGUGUACAACAGUUAUUUAUGAGUUUAUAGCAGCACCUGAGACAAAACAGGUCAAAUCCAGGUCGGGCAAAACAGUUGAGGUCGACGCUGAUGUUUUUCUCCAUACUACAGUAGUUCGCCGGCAACCCGUUUGAAGAUCAGUUGGACAUGUCUUGAACUACUGUAAUGGAUUCAAAGUUCGCAAAGGGUGUAAAUCAAGUUCGACUAUUGAACAAGCUAACUGCAGGAUUCUCCAAGAAUGAAGGUGAAAGUUCGGAAGAAACAGCUGAUAAACAGGAGAAAACCAAAAUGACUGACUCCCUGAAAAGUACUGUUGACAAAGUGAGGCUCCACCUGAAGGUUGCCUCUGUGGUGAAAGAUGCCUCUGCAAAGGGCAAGGAAGAGGAGAAAAGGGAUAAAGAAUUCUAUGCAGUUUUUCAUGCAAUACAGAAUGAGAAAGAAGAACUUCUGAUGUCAAAAGAGGAUGAGGAAGAAAACAUGUGGGAUAUUGUGGACUUGGAUGAUGAGGCAAUUGAGGAAUAUGCUUCUAACGAGCUACUGGGCCAGUUUUUGUCCAACACAGUCUUCAGAACUGGAAUUCUAUGUGUCAUUUUAUUCAACAGUUUACUGAUUGUUGUUGAGACAGACCAGGAAUUUGAGGAGAAGUACAGUCAUUUGUUCUCAGUGUUAGACCAAUGCCUAAUGACAAUUUUUGUAUGUGAGAUUCUUGUCAAAUGGUAUCAUGGAUUUUUUAUGUUCUGGAAGAUGGGAUGGAAUGUUCUUGAUUUCUGCAUUGUGGUUGCUCUCCUUCUCGGACCUUUACUAAGUACAGGUUCAGGAAGUAGAGGCGUGUUGAGAAUUCUCCGCGUGUUGAGAGCUUUCCGCAGUCUUAGAAGCAUCAGUUCCUUGCCUGGGUUACAGAUUGUUGUACAGACAAUAUUACAGUCAGUUCCCGACAUGGCGAAUAUAGUUUUGUUGCUCGUGAUAAUCAUGCUGGUGUUUUCGGUGAUUGGCGUCACGUUGUUCAGAGACAUUGUUCCGAUGUAUUUUGGAAAUCUUUCGAGUUCCAUGUUUUAUCUCUUUGUUUGUCUGACUCAAGAGGGCUGGAUGGAGAUUUUUAAAGCAUUCCAGGAUGUUGGAGAGACAUACUACAUUGGUGGAGGACUCUUCCUUCUUGUAUUCAUAGCAAUUGGUGCGUUUGUUUUUGCCAACCUUGUUGUGGCUGUCGUGGUAACAAAUCUGGAAUUUGCCAUGGUGGAUGUGAAGACCGAAGGAAAAGAUCGGGGAACUGAUGACCUUAAAGCCAAACUUGACGAAGAUGACACCACUCUGAAGACUGUGGGAGUUGAAGAAGUUCCAAGUUUUGUGUACUUGAAACAAAUGCCGUUUCAGUUACCGGACUUGACACAAAUUUCUGCUGAGAAACUAGAAAAUUAUUUCCUUAUUUUGAGCGCGAUUGAAGAAAAUCUGGGAGAAUCGAAUAAAAUAAAGGCAGAAAUCAAUGAGAUACUUUGUGAAGUGUCCGAGCUACAAGAGAAGGCGAAGAAGGAAGGGAUCCUGAAGAAUGACAAUGAACCUGAUGUCACCAAAAACAGGAGCGACGAUAAUUUUGUGCCCCCACAAAUAACCGGUGGUGACUUGAUGUCGAACCUAAUGGAGAUGGAGCAAGGUAAACUAUUUGACUCGCGCAAGGAUACAUUGGGGUCCAUUCUGCGAGAGGGAGCAAAACUGAUGAGCACGGUCGCACAGAGGAGAAAUACAUCUGAUGAACGGAGGAAGUCCUCCGUACCGGCUAAAUUUUUUCAAUAAGGGUUGAACACUUAAAGCUUUUAAAACCUUGUCGAAGAGUAUAUAUUAAAAUCGGACUUGAGCAUACGCAGAGCUAUAAUCCCAUUGCCUAGCUACCACUGUGACGUACUUGACUUCAUUUUUAUGUUGAUCAUCUGUUAUAUCAUUUGAAAAUGAGUUUCCAACAGUUUUUCAUGGGAAUUUUUAAGGGUUGUUUUGUCUUAGAAUGAUCUCAAAUUUUAAUAAACUUUCACGUGACCUUAGAACUGUUACAUAUCUGUUUUCCUGAUGGCUGAUCAACUUAAAUUAACCAAAUCUACAUCGUCUGUACGGAAUGGAUCACACUGAUACUGCCGGACGCGUUAGGCAUUUAUUAAAUCU